AUGGCUAGGGUUUCAUAUCGAUCUACAAUAGACUACGAAAGAACAAUCUCCAAUGGAGGACACAAUUAUGAUGCAUUCAUCUCUGGAUAUCUUCGCAUCGCGACGGAGCAAUUUGACAAUUACUCUACGGCUCUUCUAGAGAUAGAUGACGUGAUUCCUAAGAUGCCUCCAUGCGAUUACUCACCGCCUCCCUACAAUGGUCCAUCCGCCGCUCAAAUCUUAUCGAAACGCCGCCAAUUCCUCAACCCUUCCGUCUUCCAUCUAUAUAAGGAUCCUAUAAAUUUGGUAGAUGGAAAGAUGCAGUACUUGUUUGAUGAGGAUGGACGUCGAUAUCUAGAUGCGUUUGGGGGAAUUGCAACAGUUAGUUGUGGCCAUUAUCAUCCAGAUGUGCUUGAUAUUGUUGUUAUCCAGAUGAAGCGGUUGCAAUAUUCUACUGUACUCUAUUUGCAUCCUGCUAUCACUGAUUUUGCUGAGGCUCUGGUAUCAAAGUUACCUGGUGAUCUUAAUAAUUCUAUUUUUAACUUUGAUUCGUUUUUCUAUGUUGCUUUCUUCACUAAUUCUGGUAUGGAGGCCAAUGAACUGGCUUUGAUGAUGGCCCGGCUAUACUCAGGCUCCAAUGACAUUAUCUCUAUUAGAAAUGGUUAUUAUGGAAAUGUAGCUGCGACGAUGGGAGCAACAACACAGUCCUGUUAUAAAUUCAAUGUUGUCCAAUAUUAUGGGGUCUCUUGGAGUACCAGCGCUAAAUGGGGUAGUUUCAGGUCAACAAGUUGUUACCUUACCCUUACCCAUGAAAUGACAACCUGUCAUUCCUGUUGCACUUCUUCCAACAAUUGUGGUGUCGGAGCCUAUUGGAAUCCCUAG
Molecule: messenger RNA, 861 nt
Organism: Impatiens glandulifera
Lineage: Eukaryota; Viridiplantae; Streptophyta; Magnoliopsida; Ericales; Balsaminaceae
Product: alanine--glyoxylate aminotransferase 2 homolog 3, mitochondrial-like
Exons: 4
Coding region: 1-861 (286 amino acids)
Cellular component (GO): mitochondrion
Molecular function (GO): pyridoxal phosphate binding; transaminase activity
Source: RefSeq, a predicted model, not a curated record